GCACAGUACGGCCAGAUUCUUAACCGGUUCGUAUCUUCCGGCGCGAAUAGGACCUGUAGUUAUAAAAUAAUAGAAUUGAAUAUCGCGACAUGAAACCAUGGCCACUGCACGGAGCCAAAUCAGUAUGCAGAGCAAAUACGACCGCGUGGUACUACUGGUCGACAUGGACUGCUUCUUCUGCCAGGUAGAGGAGAAACAGAACCCAGAGCACCGAAACAAGCCGCUUGCCGUGGUGCAAUACAACCCUUGGCGCGGGGGCGGCAUCAUCGCUGUGAACUACGCAGCUAGGGCCAAGGGAGUCACCCGGCACAUGCGGGGCGACGAGGCGAGGGAUCUCUGCCCCGAGAUCGUCCUCUGCCAGGUGCCAAACAUCCGCGAGAAGGCUGACACGAGCAAAUACCGCGACGCCGGCAAGGAGGUGGCCAACGUCCUGCAGCGGUUCACGCUGCUUCUGGAACGCGCUUCUGUGGACGAGGCCUACUUGGACAUAACGGAAACUGUGAACCUGCGCACCAAGCAGAUGGAAAGCGGGGCCUUUGCUUUGAAGCCGCAAGACCUGGUGAACACUUAUGCCGUGGGCUAUCCGGACAUCGGGGACUAUGUGAACAAAAUCACGAAUCGGUUCGCCAACCCCUACAUUGACGACGAGCGAUUCCAGCUGUCCUAUGACCAGAACGACCUGCCUGCCGUCCGGCAAAGCGACGUCAGACUGCUCAUUGGGGCCGCUGUGGCCGGCGAAGUGCGGGCGGCUGUGAAGAAGGAGACUGGCUACGAGUGCUCUGCUGGCAUAGCGCACAACAAGAUUCUGGCCAAGCUGGCUGCUGGGCUGAACAAACCAAACAAGCAGACCAUCCUUCCGCUGGGAGAGAUUCCUGGCUUUUUUGACUCCCUGCCGGUGGGCAAGAUUAAGGGCCUGGGGGGAAAGUUUGGCGAAGUAGUGUGCGAGACUCUAGGUGUCAAGUUCCUGGGCCAACUGUGCAAGUUCUCCGAGGGCGAGUUGCAGCGGAAAUACGACGAAAAGAAUGGCACCUGGCUUUUCAACAUAGCACGGGGAAUUGACCUGGAAGCAGUCACACCGAGGUUUUAUUCAAAGAGCAUUGGCUGUUGCAAGAAAUUCCCGGGACGGAAUAACAUCACGGGCCUAAAGUCGCUCCAGCACUGGCUGGGGGAGCUCGCCUCCGAGAUUAAUGAACGGCUGGAGAAGGACUUCAUGGAAAACAAUCGCAAGGCCAAGCAAAUGGUGGUGCAGUACAUACAAGAGAUUGACGGCCACGAAGUAUCCAGCUCCCGGUCCCAAGCGCUCAAGGACUACGACAAGGAGUCCUUGGCCAAGUUCGCUCUAGAACUGAUCAGGAGCAAUACAAAGACAUUCCUACGCGCUGGAAGUGAUUCCGCGUUAAAUAACGCCAUAAAAUUUCUGGGAAUAAGCGCUGGAAAGUUCGAGACAGUGUCCAACGCCCAGAACAAGCUGCAGGAGAUGUUCGCCAACCAGGCGGCUAAGAAACGGCGCAUAAGUGGGGAGGAGCCGGUGCUGCAACCAAAGGUCCAGUCAGAAACAAAGCCCAAACAAACUGAGGAGUCCAAGAUGAAGAGCUUCUUUGCCAACUACUUGCAAGGCGCCAAAAAGAAAGAAAAGAAGCCCGCAACCGAUGAGGUUGAAAAUAUUCCACCAGAGGAUGCUCCCAAGAAGAGUUUCUUUGACGAAUACAAGCAAAAGCUGAAGGCGGUAACACAGGCUGAUGGUGGACCCCCUGUGACCUCAACGCCGCCAGAGAUGAAGGGAAGCUUUUUUGCCAAAUACCUUAAGCAACAAAGGCAGGAAAGCGAGUCCGUUGUUGAAAACUCCGAGGAGUUGCAAGGUUUGGCUGAGGAGCUAGACGCCAUAGAGGCUGACAACUCGAAGGAUUUCGACGAAGACACCAUUGAGGAGCCAGUGUCGGUUUUAGAGGCUCAAAAGUCUGUGCUAGAGAAAGAGGUCUCGGUUGAAAAAUUGAAAAAUAAACCUACUACCUCAAGAGACACUGAAAUAAUGGAUACUUUCCCACUCAAAGUGUCAAAGGAAAAUCAUCCUAUGGAUGAACCCCCUCUCUCUGAAGAGGACCUCAUGCCAUCUACCUCAAAAAGGAAGUUCGAUCAACUUGACUACAAGGAGACGUAUGCCGAGUUUGCCGUACCAGAACUUCGUAGCGACCUCCUUCCAAUGGUCCAGUGUGAUCAGUGUGGCGCCAAGAUACCAGACGACGUCAGGUCCCUGCAAAGUCAUCGCGACCAUCAUUUUGCACAAGACCUUAGUCGCCAGCUGAAAAGCGAGCAGCGAGAGGAGCGCCAGCAAAGUCGCCCGAUGGAGGCGACCAAACCGACUCCUCCUAAAAAGCAAAAGAAGGCUGCCGGAUCAGGAAGCACCACUGCAUCUCAGACCAAUAGCAUUGCCAAGUUCUUCAGUGCCAAGCCAAUUAAAGAGCCCCCUCCCAGCGAUGUUCCCAUGGAGCAGUGCUCCGAAUGCAAGGCGUUCAUCAAGAGUGUGGAUAUGCCGGAGCACUUGGACUACCACGUGGCCAGAAACCUGCAGCGAGAGCUGAACCAACAGGAUCUGCGCAGCCGCGCCGCAGAGUCGGAAAAAGAGAAAUCUUCCCCGGGACAGUCCAAGAAGCAAAAGCAACUAAACAACACCAUUGGCGGCCCAUCCAAGGGAAGCAAGACCAUUGUCCAGUUUUUCAGCCAAAAGAAUUAGUGCCCUGGAGACUACUCGUGUAUUUUAUUUGCAUUUGAUCACACUUUGGCUCUUCCGAAGGGAAGAUAGGAUAUAAGCUCACAAGAAUUUAUUAGAAUUAGUGUCUUUUUUUUAAUCAUUAUCCUUUUUUCACAUCAAGUUACUAGCCAUAUCAGCAGAUGUCUGCUUAAAAAACAAGUGAAAAGUUUAUGUAUUAUUUUCAAGUAUUUUGCUUUGGAAAGCCAUUUAUUUUGUUUUUUUUUUUUUUUUGUUUUCCUUGUUCUAAUAUAAGUACUCAUAAACCUGAAUGUUGACCAUUACCAAACUGAAAAAUAAAUCAAAACCCAUUCUUUGUAAUGGCUAGAAUAUAA
Drosophila bipectinata is the source of this 3081-nucleotide messenger RNA. RefSeq names its product DNA polymerase eta (gene PolH). Gene Ontology annotation, biological process: response to radiation; error-prone translesion synthesis. Gene Ontology annotation, cellular component: replication fork; nucleus; site of double-strand break. Gene Ontology annotation, molecular function: DNA-directed DNA polymerase activity; damaged DNA binding. The record is from RefSeq and is a predicted model, not a curated record. Lineage: Eukaryota; Metazoa; Arthropoda; Insecta; Diptera; Drosophilidae.